This is a messenger RNA of Penicillium samsonianum, 1174 nucleotides long. RefSeq lists its product as uncharacterized. The coding region runs from base 644 to 1072 and encodes 142 amino acids. The record is from RefSeq and is a predicted model, not a curated record. Lineage: Eukaryota; Fungi; Ascomycota; Eurotiomycetes; Eurotiales; Aspergillaceae. The transcript has 3 exons.
AUUUUGAUAUUGCUAAAAAUGAGGGAUUUUUAAGGAACGCGUGACAUACCACCACUCUGGCUCCGAGAUGCACAACAGACACUCGUGAACCUUCAUCUCCCCAACCACUUUCAUCAACAUAUCAAUGGAGCGAAAGCGCUUCCCAUGCCCGCGCACAGAGGAGCUUAAAUACGACAAGACGUUUCCUCAAAAGGGGAUGCAAACUCGCAUGCUAAGAGGGUGCAUGACCAAUUCAAAUGGCGCUAUGCCUUGGCAAACGAGGAGGGUGUACUUUGGAAUUUUGUACCAAACUGGAGGCCAAAGCCCUUAGUGAACAUCCCAUUCAUUGCAGAGGCAUAGGCCGGCAAAACACACGGUUCAAACUUGAGAUGUCGCGAAGACCGCGUCGACCACCCCUGGUUACAGAUUCUUCGAUGGCGUUUUCCCGCUUACAAUGGGAGAAAUUGCGGAGGACCAUCUAUGGCAUUGUUUGUUUGCACUUCAGUCAAAGGAAUUUGUGAGAAAGCUCAAAUUCCCAUCAGAAAGAAUUCGGGACGCCCUUUGGCCUAUUUUUGUGCUGUUUGGUGUCUGUACUCUUCGAUAUCCACUUCAAAAAGCUCAAGAGAUGCCUAUUUAUUGAAUGCAAGACCCGUGAACCAAAAACAUGAAAAACAGACUCAGAGUGGGAUGGGUCCGUCGGCAAAUUGGAAAGAUACAUAUCCAUGGAUAUUCUCAAAUGACCAACAUUAAAGACCUCGCAGCCAAAAUUUCCACCGCGGACGACGACAAUGACAGAUGGGGAUCGGAGGACGCAAAGGCAAAGUACAUCCGAUACCGGGUGUACUCUUCCGUUUAUUGGGGAAACCAAAGCCCCAUGGCUCCGGGAGCACUUCAGCAUGCUCAAGGAUUGGAACUGUUUAACGACGGAUAUGAGGCCGGGUUUCGGCGUGAAAUUGGGCAAGUUGCACAUUAUCUGCCGGAGCUGGAGAAUGGCUUCCUCUCCACAUACAAGGAAACCAUAUUCCUCAGAAAGGUCAAGAUCCGAAGAACAGCUAGUAUUGGGAGACGAGGCUGGGCUUUCAAGGCAGUUUGAACGAACGAGUUGGGCAAUCAGUGACUACAUCGACUCGGGGCCAAUGUGUUCGGCGAAGAACAAUCGGACCAUGAGUUCUUAAUUUCACCCAUACUAGUACUU